AUGGUGACGAUCUGUACCUACAAUGCACGUACACUUGCAUCCGAGUUCUCGAUAGAAUACUUGCUCAUGCAGACAAGAAGAAUAAAGUACGACGUCAUCGACCUCGCCGAGACGAGAAGACGCCAGCCUUUCAACGCCGUCUAUGACACCGGAGAAGAACUGUUCCUCGAACGUGCGACAGUAGAGGAGUCAGUGGCGUCGGCGUUCUCGUCAACACGAGUUUGUCCAUGA
Molecule: messenger RNA, 231 nt
Organism: Angiostrongylus costaricensis
Lineage: Eukaryota; Metazoa; Nematoda; Chromadorea; Rhabditida; Metastrongylidae
Source: the annotation of a GenBank genome assembly